AUGAACUCAACGGUGAACGGAUCCAGCGAGUCUUCGAGCUGCUUUGCUUUGUUAUAUUCCACUGCGUCAAAAAUCGGAGUAACCGUUACCUACUGUCUGAUCUUUAUUGUUUCACUGGUCGCAAAUUCGCUCAUCGUUACGAUCGUUUAUAAAACGCCGAACUUAAAAAAACCGAUAAAUUAUUUCAUUGCAAACAUGGCCUUUUCUGAUAUUCUGUCUGCAAUAUUCUGGAUGCCUUUGAACCUGUCACUCGUGCACACCAACUCCUUACUUAUUGGUGGUCAGCUUGGCCAGGCCUUGUGUAAGCUUGUCUUUUUCUUUGGUAACGUUUCCCUUUUCGUUUCGAUACAGAAUCUGAUUCUGAUUGCGGUGGAUCGAUUUGGGGCCGUGGUGUUUCCACCCGUUCGCCACUCAUCAGAUCCAAACUAA
Messenger RNA from Porites lobata, 429 nucleotides. NCBI's taxonomy places the organism in Eukaryota, Metazoa, Cnidaria, Anthozoa, Scleractinia, Poritidae. The record is from the annotation of a GenBank genome assembly.